CAGAACUGCCCAGGGAGGUGGUGGGCUGCGUCUUCCCACUGGCUCCCCAGUUCUGGACCAUGCACCCCAGUGCCUGUCAGCUGGGCCCCAGGCAAGGACUCGAUUUCCUGAGCUGAGGGCUCAAACUUUUCUAUUUUUCUUCUCCCCCACAACUGAAUCAUGCCAUGUGCCCAGAGGAGCUGGCUCGCAAACUUUCCCCUCCUGGUCCACCUCCUCUACUUCGGGACACUCUGCUGUGGGCGCCAGGCUCCGCUGGGCACGGUCCGCUUCCCGGACAAGAGACAAGAGCAUUUUAUGCAGGCCCUGCCAGAGUACCACGUGGUGGGGCCUGUCCGCGUGGAUGCGAGUGGGCAUUUCCUAUCCUAUGGCUUGCACCGUCCCGUUCCCAGCAGCAGGCGGAAGAGAGAUUUGGAUGGCCCAGAUGACCCAGUGUACUACAGGAUUUCCCUUGAGGAGAAGGACCUCUUCUUGAACUUGACCGCCCAUCGGGAAUUUCUCUCUAAUGACUACAUCGUGGAGCGCCGGUAUGGAAAUCUCUCCCAGGUGAAGAUGGCAGCUUCCUCCGGACCCCGCUGCCAUCUCAGGGGCACCAUUCUGCAGCAGGGUACCCGAAUCGGGACAGCAGCUCUCAGUGCCUGCCAUGGACUGGUGAGUUCAUCUUCCCUUGGUGUUCCCAGGGGCUAGUGAAUCAUCUGGGGUGCCCACUGCA
Echinops telfairi (small Madagascar hedgehog) is the source of this 709-nucleotide messenger RNA. RefSeq names its product A disintegrin and metalloproteinase with thrombospondin motifs 12-like. The transcript is spliced from 2 exons. The record is from RefSeq and is a predicted model, not a curated record. Lineage: Eukaryota; Metazoa; Chordata; Mammalia; Afrosoricida; Tenrecidae. Bases 160 to 684 code for a protein of 174 amino acids.